This is a messenger RNA of Ananas comosus (pineapple), 2227 nucleotides long. Its product is annotated as protein phosphatase methylesterase 1. Bases 103 to 1185 code for a protein of 360 amino acids. The transcript is spliced from 13 exons. Lineage: Eukaryota; Viridiplantae; Streptophyta; Magnoliopsida; Poales; Bromeliaceae. Gene Ontology annotation, molecular function: protein methylesterase activity. The record is from RefSeq and is a predicted model, not a curated record. Gene Ontology annotation, biological process: protein demethylation.
CGCCCCCGAUCGUCUUCUCCAUUCGCUCCACAUCAAUUUGCCCUAGGAGAGAGAGAGAGAGAGAGAGAGAGAGAGAGAGAGAGAGAGAGAGAGAGCUCGCCCAUGGAGUCCUCGAACCUCUCCACCCUCCGAGAAGAAGCCGCCGCCGCCGAAGACGAAGAGCUCUCCCCUCUUCCUCCUCCCCCUCCUCCCCCUUCCGACUCCGCCUCCGCCUCCGCAUUCUCACCCGAUUCGAUCCCUCCGCGCCCUGCGUCUCGCAGUUUGCUCCAAAAGUAUGCACCACUAGACUGGUCAAGGUUUUUCGACAAGGAAGAAGAUAUUACAAUUCCAGGUUCAAAUGAUGUAUUUCAUGUUUAUAUGGCUGGAUCAGAUGGACCAGUUGUUUUUUGCCUCCAUGGAGGUGGCUAUUCUGGCCUUUCUUUUGCAUUAUCAGCAAGUAAAAUCAAGGAAAAGGCUCGUGUGGUAGCAAUGGACUUGAGGGGGCAUGGAAAAUCCUCCACCGAGAAUGACUCUGAUUUAUCCAUUGAAACCUUAUGCAAUGAUGUAUUGGCUGUUUUGAAGACAAUGUAUGGAGAUUCCCCACCAGCUAUUAUACUUGUCGGCCACAGCAUGGGAGGUUCUGUGGCUGUGCAUGUGGCUGCAAGAAAAGUGAUGCCUAAUAUAACAGGCCUUGUUGUUGUCGAUGUAGUUGAGGGGACGGCCAUGGCGUCAUUGAUUCAUAUGCAAAAAAUUCUAUCAAGUCGAAUGCAACAUUUCCCCUCCAUCGAGAAGGCAGUUGAGUGGAGUGUCAAAGGCGGCCCAUUAAGAAAUGUUGAAUCUGCUCGUCUAUCUGUUCCAUCAACACUUAAGUAUGAUGAAUCGAAGAAAUGCUAUACAUACCGUACUCCUCUUGAAGAAUCAGAGCGAUACUGGAAAGGCUGGUACGAAGGCCUCUCAGAUAAGUUCUUGUCAUGCCCAGUGCCAAAGCUUUUGUUGUUAGCUGGGACAGAUAGAUUAGACAGAGCUCUAACAAUUGGACAAAUGCAAGGCAAAUUUCAAAUGGUGGUUGUUCGCCAUACUGGACAUGCUAUUCAGGAAGAUGCGCCUGAGGAAUUCGCAUCAUAUAUACUGAAUUUUAUAGGUCGCAACAGGAUAGGCCCUCAUGGUGUUGAGAUACCGGGUCUCCUUCGACGGUCGCAGCAAUAGAACGAUACUUCACUGUCUCAAACUAGUAGAGCUCCUCCCAUCGACUACUUCUCCUACAUGCUUCUUGACCGUGUCGUCCUUAGCAAAUAAUCUGCUCCAUCCUGAUAAGCAACUGACAUAGAAAGGAGUGCAGCGGUGCUCUACCUUUCUGGGCUGCACUCCUUUCUGCCACCCCCUACUACUGCCUUCUUCACUUCCAGCAGGCCCACCAGUUUCUCAAGUCCCCCCAUAAGUUCCGUUGCAGUACUUCAUCAUGUGUUUCAUAUUGCAGACCCGACCUCUAAAGUUGGGAAGUCCUUCAGUAACUCGGUAACUUUCAUCCAACGAGAUAUUUGAUUAGGUAGCGGUUGUCGCGGUAGACUGAUAUAAAAGAUGACUCAUCUCACGGCGGAGUAGCGGAGAAGGCCCGAUGGCACAAAAACCAUGCACAAGCGGGGCGAGUUAUAGUUAAAAUAAAGUUCAAACCCCUUUCACGGCAUGGAACUCCCGAAAUGGAUUUUUCAUAGAGCUGCUCAUGGUGUUGAAUGGCUUUGAGCUCAUCUGAUUUAUUCGCUCCAAUUGGUACACAUCAUGGUUUCCUCUGUUAGUUAGGUGAUCUUUCGUAGCGCGUAUCACUUUAGCUGAUCAAAUAGUUGAUCAGUUGUGAGAGAAAUUCUACUCUAGAGGUUGUGUCUAUGAUAUGAAGCAUACAGUGAAAUACUGCAAUGGGAUCUAUACAAGAUUUGAGAAGCUAACGCACCCUGCUGGAGGCGAAGUAGGUGGCGAGGAGAGCAGCAACAGCUGGCGGGGAUCCGACGCAAUCCUCAUUCAUGAGCAUGUUGUCGUCUAGAAGCACGAAAGUGUAGAGGUCUACUAGUUUGAUGCAAACCAACUCUUGCAAAGCUUGUGCAUGAGGUGGAAAAAAGCCCUGUAUUGAGAGAUUUGAGUGUUGAUUUGUUUCAACACAUGUAUCUACAGUGUCUUUUGAAGAGGAUGUUUAAUGUCUUUUAGACUGUUCUGUGAGCAUAUCAAAUGAAAUGGUCUCUUGCACCCUUUUUUUUUU